UGGGAGGACUCAGACAAGCGCUUUCUCCUCCCCUCAUGUUCACUCCUCCCCUCCAACUGUCUCCGCACUUUCAGUCAUUGAUUGCGCCUCCAUUGGACUCGUCUCGCACGCUGCUUUCCUCCUGUGGCAGUUUUUACGAUGUUUGCGUGCAGAGCAGCCUGGCAGAGGUGUGGGCCUCUGGCGCGACAGUCCUUGUACCGCGCUCGGCUCAAUAGAGAUGUAGUUCCACGGAGGCUCAUGUCGUCAGUUCCUGGCGGCUCCGGUGAGAAUUUCCUUUAUGUCGUUCUCUGCGGUGGAGCCUUCGCCGGUGCCGUGGCAUAUGCUUACAGAACAGUUGCAACAGACCACGCACGUUUUGUUGAUCGUGUUUCUGAAAUUGAUGCUCGUCCCAAGUCUGACUGGAAACCCAAACCAUGGCCACCCAAGAGUGAGGAGAAUGGCAAUGAAGAAGCUAGUGCAGAGGAAGGAGAGGUGGCAGAAACUGUAGAGAGCACAGCCGAGGAGGAUGUUCCUGCUGAGGCAGCUGAGGUCUUGCUGGAAACAGACGAGGCCACCAGAGGGAAGGUGGGAACUCUUGAGACCGUUGUGGAAAAGGUUGCAGAGACUGCAGAGGUGGUUGCUGAGGUGGCGGGGGUUGUUCAUGAAACCGCAGAGGAGGUGGCAGCGGUGGCAGACGAAGUGCAGAAGGUAGCAGAGGAAGUAGAAGCAGCAGCAGAGGCUGUCGUAACUCCUGUUAUCCAAGCUGAAGAGCCGGCGUCAGAGAGCAACGGGUUGGUUAGCACACCAGCAGCAGAAACAGUAAAGCUGGCUGCUGCCUCCGUGAUCGAGGCUGUUCCUGUGGAGUCUGAAUCUGUGGAAGAUGUGUCAGUUGAAGCUCUACCAGAGAUGCCCACUGAGGUUCCUACAACAGAUCAUUUGGAAAAUGUACCAGUAACAGAGAUGACACCUGUUGCUCCAGUGAUGGAGGAGGAACCAGCUUCUCUAGUAGCAGAAGAAGUAGCAGAGGCACCAGAUGCCACUGUAAUAGAAGAGCCUCCUGUAGCAGAGCAAUUGUCCGUUCCUCCAGUGACGGAAGUAAUAUCAGUUUCCCCUGUUGUAGAUGAGCCUGUUGCCACAGUGGUAGAAGAGUCUCCAGUAGCAGAGGAGACACCAGUUGAUUCAGCAGCAGAAGUAUUUGUUGCUCCAGUGAAUGAAGCAGCACCAGUUUCCCCAGUGGUAGAAGUGGCUCCAGUUGUAAAGGAGACACCAGUUGAUUCUCCAGUAUCCUCAGAAGAAGCAUCUGAUGUCCCUGUGAUAGAAGAGGAAGUUUUAGUUGCCCCAGUGACAGAAGAGACAUCUAUUGCCCCAGCAGCAGAGGAGGUAUCAGUUGCCCCAGUGAUAGAAGAGAUGCCUGUUGCCCCUGUGCCAGAAGAGGCAGCCGUUUCCUUUGUAACUGAAGACGCACCUGUUGUAGCAACUGAAGAACUUGAGGAAACACUUGCAGCCAAAGUAGCAGAAGAGGAUAUUUCAGUGGUUGAGGAAGUGAAGGCAGAAGAGGUGAUUGCAGAAAGUGCAGUUGUGGAGGCUCCAGUAAGUAUAGUCGAGGAACAAGCAGCAAGUCCAGUUGUGGAAGUUACAGAAAGUGUUGUUGAAACAGAUGUUGCAAGCAUAGUGGUCACUGAGGAAGUUGCUCCAGCUGAAACGUCAAGUGCACCUUUGGAAGAGCCCAAACGACACUACAUACUGGUUGUCUUGGAGGGAGCUCCCAAAACAGAAAAGAAGCCAAUGGUGCUCGGUGUAUCACCCGUGACUGGCAAGAUCAUCCCAGCCCCUGAUGAUGGUGAAGAGCCAUCGGGACAGGUAACAGGGCAAGCACCAUAUGCUUAAAGUGCAGAUGUAUUAAUACCAACUAAAAAAGUUGGGAGCAGUCAGAUGUCAUGGGAUAGUAAACCGGUUCCCUGAUAAACAAUUAGUGAUGUGCCUUCCCCAUUUCCUUGAGCCCCUGGAUUUCAGUAAUCCUUACACUGGGCCCAAUAUGCAGUUUCCUUCCGACUCAGCUCAAAAUAAUACUCUAUUUCCACUGCUCUCCACUGGAGAGUGGUUACUUCAUGUGAACAUUCACUUCACUCUGAUGUGAGACAAAAGUUUCUUGAAAAUUAUAAUGUGCAUGAAAAGCUGUGACCUAUAUUUAUAGCCUUUUUAAAUGGAACUCCACUCUUUUUGACUCAACUGCACAUUGGAGCCUAUACUAUAGUGAACCCUACCUCAAACAUCACAUUAUAGGACAUGUCUUGGAAUUGGCAUGUCAAUAGUUGCAACCAGCAGGGCUACAAAUUU
Sinocyclocheilus grahami is the source of this 2316-nucleotide messenger RNA. It is a transcript of the gene mgarpa, whose product is annotated as mitochondria localized glutamic acid rich protein a. The transcript is spliced from 8 exons. The coding region runs from base 139 to 1866 and encodes 575 amino acids. The record is from RefSeq and is a predicted model, not a curated record. NCBI's taxonomy places the organism in Eukaryota, Metazoa, Chordata, Actinopteri, Cypriniformes, Cyprinidae. Gene Ontology annotation, biological process: anterograde axonal transport. Gene Ontology annotation, cellular component: mitochondrion.